AUGCUCCCCCUACGCGUGACCAACAACUGCAAAGAGGCCAUCUGGCCGGCGAUCCUCACGCAGUCGGGGACGGGUCCGGCGAGCUCGGGCUUCCUGCUCAACCCCGGCGCCACCAUGCCCCAGACGGUCGGGCUCGACUGGAAGGGCCGCGUGUGGGCGCGCACGAAUUGCACGUUUCCCACAAGCGGUGGGUCGUCAGCGCCGCCGCCCGCGAGCGGCCAGGGCGGCAGUCCGUGCCAGACCGGCGACUGUGGCAAUUUCCUGCAGUGUCAGGGUGCGGGACAAGCGCCAGCGACGCUGGCCGAGUUCACCAUGUCGUCAGACACUAAUCAAUGCUUCUACGAUAUCUCCCUGGUUGACGGCUACAACAUCCCCGUGGGCAUCAUCUCCUUGCUCGCGCAGACCAACAACCCAAAUCUGACCGAUGUGCCUCCCAACCUGACAAACCCGGUCUGUAUCGGCACCUCGUCCCUUCUGUCUCCCGUAGGCAAUGCCCCGGACACGAAUUUCGGCAGCAACUCCACCUAUCCCCUUCCUCUCGAUCAAUCCGUGACCGCUUCUUUCGUGCAAGACUGGUGUCCCUGGCCGCUGCAGCUCACGCCACCCACCAAACCGGGCGACGGCGUCUAUCCCUACCCCGACGACAACAUCCAACGGCCCAUCUUCAACCCGUGCCUCAGCGCCUGUGCAAAGUGGAACAAAGCUAAGUACUGUUGUACCGGUAACCACGGUACGCCCGCCACUUGUUCUCCGAGCCUCUACUCGCAACAGGCGAAGAAGCUGUGUCCCGACGCAUACAGCUAUGCCUAUGACGAUCAAACCUCCACUUUCAUCAUUCCCCAGGGCGGAGGAUUUGAAGUAGUAUUUUGUCCGGCAGGCAGGAGCACAAACAUUCUGGCCACAUUCGGGGAUCAGUUGAGGCAGCUGGCACAGACGGGGCAUGCGACGAGGGAUAUCAUCGCAUUGGCGCAGAAUGUCACCUUCAUCAGGGAGAAGAGUGCUGCCAGACGGGUUAGCGUUCCGGACACUUUCCUGGCUGUCUUGGUGGGGUUGUUGCUUGCCUGGAUUGGGGGAUUUGAAGUUUGGCUGUAA
This is a messenger RNA of Fonsecaea erecta, 1092 nucleotides long. RefSeq lists its product as hypothetical. Gene Ontology annotation, biological process: defense response. The transcript is spliced from 2 exons. NCBI's taxonomy places the organism in Eukaryota, Fungi, Ascomycota, Eurotiomycetes, Chaetothyriales, Herpotrichiellaceae. Gene Ontology annotation, cellular component: extracellular region. The coding region runs from base 1 to 1092 and encodes 363 amino acids. The record is from RefSeq and is a predicted model, not a curated record.